Messenger RNA from Micropterus dolomieu (smallmouth bass), 3210 nucleotides. RefSeq names its product protein Wnt-2b-like. Bases 434 to 1564 code for a protein of 376 amino acids. Gene Ontology annotation, molecular function: cytokine activity; frizzled binding. Lineage: Eukaryota; Metazoa; Chordata; Actinopteri; Centrarchiformes; Centrarchidae. The transcript is spliced from 5 exons. Gene Ontology annotation, cellular component: extracellular region. Gene Ontology annotation, biological process: neuron differentiation; multicellular organism development; canonical Wnt signaling pathway. The record is from RefSeq and is a predicted model, not a curated record.
CUUCAGGAGGAAAGGUGCGCACAGUUUCUCUCCCAUUCUCGGAAAUAGUUCCUCCGUUCGACUCGUAUCUGAUUUAAGCGACUUUUCCCGCUGCUAUGUUACCGCCGCGGAUGUUGUGCUUUGAAACAGCUUUUAGUGACAUGAAUUUCGGUGCGCUGAGGAGAAAAGGUGAAUUUAUACAAGAAUGUUAGAGGCAUCUGAGACGGAGGGCUCACUCAUUAAUUACAAUCUCCGACGCCAAUGAAGAUUAUGGAUGUACUGACAGAAAAUCUGCAUGGCAUUAUUAAACUAGCAGCGGUUAACUGAUGGAGUUUAAAACCACAUGUCCUCUUUUUUAAAUUCUUAAAGUUCCCCAAUGAUGGACGGCGGGCAAUCAACAAGGACUUUCACAGCUGAUUGUGCAGCUUUUGCCAACACAUGAAAAGGAAGAAACAUGUUUUGUCUGUUGAAAUCUCGGAGUUUAUCAGACCGCAGCACGGCUAUGGGGAUCAGAAAAACCACCUCUAAAAUAUACUUCUAUUUUAUUUUGCUCCUGCUCAUUUUCACACCUAGAGUGGAUUCAUCGUGGUGGUACAUCGGAGCGCUGGGAGCUCGGGUGAUCUGCGACAACAUUCCCGGCCUGGUGAACAAGCAGCGGCAGCUGUGCCAGCGACACCCAGACCUGAUGCAGUCCAUCGGUGAGGGAGCCAAAGAGUGGAUAAAAGAGUGCCAGCACCAGUUCAGACACCACCGCUGGAACUGCAGCACGCUGGACCGGGACCACACUGUGUUUGGCAGGGUGAUGCUGCGAAGCAGCCGCGAGGCAGCGUUCGUGUAUGCCAUCUCUUCAGCAGGAGUGGUCUAUGCCAUUACCAGGGCCUGCAGUCAGGGGGAGCUAAAGAUCUGCAACUGUGACAGCCAUAAACGAGGGCGAGCCAGCGAUGACAGAGGCAAUUUCGACUGGGGCGGAUGUAGCGACAACAUCAACUACGGCAUAAAAUUUGCCAAGGCCUUCGUAGAUGCUCGAGAGAGGAUGGUGAAAGAUGCUCGUGCACUGAUGAACCUUCACAACAACCGGUGCGGUCGUAUGGCAGUGAAGCGCUUUAUGAAGCUGGAGUGCAAGUGUCACGGGGUCAGUGGCUCCUGUUCUCUGAGAACCUGCUGGCUGGCCAUGUCCGACUUCAGGCGGACUGGAGACUACCUUCGGAAGAAGUACAACACAGCCACCGAGGUGACCAUGAACCAGGACGGGACCGGUUUCAUGGUGGCUGACAAGGACUUCAAGGGAAGCACCAAGAACGAGUUGGUGUAUGUCGAGAACUCGCCAGAUUACUGUCUCAUGGACCGCACAGCAGGCUCCUUGGGGACAGCAGGCAGAGUGUGCAACAAGUCCUCCAGAGGCACAGACGGCUGUGAGGUCAUGUGCUGUGGGCGGGGCUAUGACACUAUGCGUGUCAAGCGUGUCACCAAGUGCGAGUGCAAAUUCAAGUGGUGCUGCGCCGUGGAGUGCAAAGACUGCGAGGACGUGGUGGACGUUCACACCUGCAAGCCCCACAAGCGACCAGAUUGGCUGGACAUAACCUAAUGAGGAGACCUGACCAAUCAAAGUCACCACUGACUCAUUAAUCUGUGCGCUAAUGACUGCAUUUUAUUAUGGGAUAAAUAAUAAUUGGGAUCUCUUUACUGUAUUACCCCCUGGCUCCUCCUUUGAAACUUCCUGAAGCAGAGACUUCACAGACCUUGAUGCUAAACUGGAAAUUAGGCCCAGUUACUGAUUGUGUGCUGCUUUAAUUAGUGUUUCUAAGAACAAUUUAUUGAGCUUUUUUAAUACAAACUUUGGAUCUUUGAUACAAAAUGGCUGAAUAUUAUAUUUUCUGUUAACGCACCCUUCGUUGAGGCAGAGAUAUUAAGUAAUGUCUGCUUGUUUUACAAUAUGUAAAGACUGUUUGAGCACAUGACAUACGUAGCUCAAGUUGAUGAUAAUAGUAAUAUUUAGCCUGGAGAGAGAGAAAGAAAGAAAAGAGGGAUCUGUUUUGAGAUAUUGUAAAAACACUGACACUGUAUCAUUUAAAAUGAUAUCCAGACAUUGUAUGGUACUGAAAUGAAUCAUUGAAAAUACAAAUGACAGUUGCUGCUAGUUAGUGCAACUCUAACAAACUAACAGAAAGUCAGAGGGAGCUUAUGAAAAAAGUUCCUACUCGAAAAAGGACAGACAAUCACACUGUGAACCCAAAUGCACCGCAAACACAAGAACAAGCAAGGACUUUCAGUUCAAGUUGCGGCAUACUCGCUGCAGAGCUGAAUUUUGGCAGGUUCUUGGGAGAAAACGGACACAACAAUUAAGCUUCAUAUGGAUUUUCCAUACAGUUUGACCGUAAAGGGUCUAAGACAUUCUGUCUGAGUUGCCCUAUGGACAACUUUGUCAUUUCUACCUCUGGUUCCUCGUUUCAUUUUUUUCUGCAGUGCUACACCGAAAGCUUCAAGCUAUUGUCCUUAGCCAUUUUUAGACAGCCAAGAGCUCUGCGUAAAAAAAAGUGUUUUUUUUAAACCCUCAUUCUUUUCAAUUUGGCUACUGUGGCAAAAGUUGUUGAAAAUGUUGAAUCUGGCUGAAGUUUUUAAGCAAGGCACUGUGCAGGCCAAUCAAAUACAUUAAAGUGCGCAUUCAAUGUGAAUGCUGAAAUUCUACCGUUCACCUGAUGAUCGUCAUGAAAGAGGAUGAAAUGAUUUUUGACAUCAUGACUUUGAAAGUAGUCAUAUCCAGUGUCAAUAGUAUUGCACUGCUGUGCAGUGAUGUGUGAUACGCAUUCAAAAUCAUGGAUUUAUUAGUUAAAACUACUUAUAUCAUCUGUACCUUAAACAAAGGUAAAUGUGUUUUCCCUGGUUGCUGCUUAGUCUCAGUUUGCAAACUGAAGCUUUACUGAUCUGAAAAAACAAUCUGUUCUGUUGUAAUGAAGGCUCGAGAUGACAGUAAUUGAUGGUGGUACAUAACUAGCCUCACCUUCAUUACUGCCAGCUUUAAUGUACAACAGCUAUGUGUCACUCACAGUUUACACUGCUGUUAAUGCAAUGCUACUUCCCUCAAACUAGAAGGCCUUAGAGUGUGAAGUGUCACGACAUUUAUAUGCUGCUAUAGUUUCAUAUAUCCUUAAUAAAACUGAACAGCAAGACUUGUACUGUAAGCUGAAGUUCGUAAUUAUGCAGGAAGAUAUUAAAACACAAAGUUUCUGUUAA